AUGCCCAGGACAGGGGCGGGGACAGGGGUAAGCCACGGGGGAAAGUCGCGAGCAGAGGAGAGCAACAAGCCGAGAAAAGCCACGGAGACGAGGCACGAGCAAAGGAAAGCCACGGAGGAAAACCACGAGCGGGUCCCGUCAAGCCCCAAGGAGACGUACUGCGAAGCGACCUACACACGGGCUCAUACCCCCGCCUGCGCAAAGUCUACGGCCUGGGAUCGGGAGUGGCAGCUGGAGCGGCAGGGCAAGGCAAGGCCUACGGCCUGGGAUUCGGAGUGGCAGCUGGAGGGCUACAAUGUGUGGUACAGAGUGAGGACGCGAAAACAUUGGGACGUACCGCGAAGCAAUCUACACGCAGCGGCGCGGCUCAUACCCCGCUUGCGCCAAGCCCCAGCCCAUGGUCCGGAGCGGUGUGCGCCAUACGCACUAGGGACUAGCGCCAUCGAGCUGCCUCUGGCCCUCUUUCAGCCUCAGCCAUUGGGGCAAUCCCCACGGAGCCUCCACACCAGAGGUUCCUAG
This is a messenger RNA of Knipowitschia caucasica, 519 nucleotides long. The record is from the annotation of a GenBank genome assembly. NCBI's taxonomy places the organism in Eukaryota, Metazoa, Chordata, Actinopteri, Gobiiformes, Gobiidae.